Molecule: messenger RNA, 6161 nt
Organism: Sebastes umbrosus (honeycomb rockfish)
Lineage: Eukaryota; Metazoa; Chordata; Actinopteri; Perciformes; Sebastidae
Product: ectonucleoside triphosphate diphosphohydrolase 7-like
Biological process (GO): nucleoside diphosphate catabolic process
Cellular component (GO): membrane
Molecular function (GO): nucleoside diphosphate phosphatase activity
Source: RefSeq, a predicted model, not a curated record
ACACGGGCCGACCGGAAGUGUGUUGGAUUUCCGAUCUCUUCUUCAGAUUAACCUCCUUCCUCUUCCUCUUCUUCAUCUCCUCCUCUUCCUCCUUCAGAUCAGAUCAGUCUCCUUCAGCAGCAGACAGCUGAUUAAACAUUCAGUCCUCGGUUCUUCUGGAUCUUCUGGUUCUGCUGCCGGUCUGAUGGAGGACCGGAGACUCAACUAGGCAGAAGACCUUUGGACAGGAUCCUAAUCAGACGGCCCGGCAGGCACCAUGAGGUGACGACGGUGACAUCUUGUAUUUUUGCCGACCGGGACAUAUGGCAAGGAUCACGUUCUCCUGCCUGCCGGCCUCCUGGUACUGCAGCGUGUCCCUGCUGUCUCUGGGCUGCGCUCCCAGGCAGAGACUGCUGCUGCUGCUCUUCAUCACCUCCGCCCUCCUCCUCCUGGGAACCUACCAGAGGCAGCUGUUGGGCCCGGGGCAGCGACGGCCCGGGUCCCAAGUCAACAAGUACCUCUCCAUGGAUGAGUCCAUGGAGGCCACCGACGUCCUCAACCCGACUCUGAACUACGGGAUCGUGGUGGACUGCGGCAGCAGCGGUUCUCGGGUCUUUGUGUACUACUGGCCCCCCCACAACGGGAACCCUCACACCCUGCUGGACAUCAGACAGAUGAAGGACCGCGACCGCAAACCAGUCGUCAAGAAGAUCAAACCUGGUAUCUCUACUCUGGCGAACACACCAGCGCUGGCCAGCGACUACCUCCAUCCUCUCCUCAGCUUCGCCGCCGCUCACGUCCCCAAGAGCCAACACAAGGAGACGCCGCUCUACAUCCUCUGCACCGCUGGCAUGAGGCUGCUGCCGGACAGCCAGCAGGCGGACAUCUUGGAGGACCUGGUCACUGAUGUUCCCCUGGAGUUUGACUUCCUGUUUUCCCGCUCCCACGCUGAGGUCAUCUCUGGGAAACAAGAAGGAGUGUACGCCUGGAUCGGCAUUAACUUUGUGUUGGGCCGCUUUGAUCACGCUGAUGAGGAGGACGCCACAGUCGAGGUGACAACGGGGUCUCAGAACCAGCAGCCAAUCAGCAGGCGGCGCACGGUGGGCAUCAUGGAUAUGGGCGGAGCUUCGCUGCAGAUCGCCUACGAGGUGCCCGGCGCCAUCACCUUCAGUUCACCACAAGAGGAGGAAGCGGGGAAGAGUGUCCUCGCUGAGUUUAAUCUGGGCUGCGAUGUGGAGCACACGCAGCACGUCUACAGAGUCUACGUCACCACGUUCCUCGGCUUCGGAGGAAACAUGGCGAGGCAGCGCUACGAGGACCAGCUGGUCAACAACACGCUGGCCAAGAACAGGUUUCUCACCGCACAGACGGGCCUGAGUGAGGACAAACCGUACCUGGAUCCGUGUCUGCCGGUCGGCCUGUCGGACACCGUCGUGAGGGACAACCACACGUUGUACCUGAGGGGUCAGGGCGACUGGAGUCAGUGUCAAGAGGCCGUACGACCCUUCCUGGGCCUCCACAACGGCACCAUGUCACCGGGUGGCGUCUACCAGGCUCCCAUCAACUUCAGCAACAGUGAGUUCAGCGGCUUCUCAGAGUUCUUCUACUGUAUGGAGGACGUGCUGAGACUGGGAGGAGGCUACGACAGCCACAAGUACGCCAGAGCUGCUAUGGACUACUGCUUCACCAAGUGGUCGAUACUGAAACAGCGUCUGGACAACAAGCUGUUCUCUCAGCAGGCCGACAUCAGCAGACUCAAGUAUCAGUGCUUCAAGUCGGCCUGGAUGUACGAGGUGUUGCACUCCGGCUUCCGUUUCCCCGCCGACUACCCGAGUCUGAAGACGGCCCAGCUGGUUUAUGACAAGGAGGUCCAGUGGACUCUGGGAGCCAUCCUGUUUAAAACCCGCUUCCUGCCUCUCAGGGACCUGCAGCAGGAGACGCUGCGUCAGAGCCACCCCAGCUGGCUGCGCUCCUCCUUCGUCUACAACCACCACCUGUUCUCUCUGUGCAUCCUGGUGGUGGUGCUGGCCAUCCUGCUCUACAUGAUGCGCCUGCGGAGGAUCCACCAGCGGGAGCAGCGGCAGGCCGAGGCCCUGAACCUGCUCUGGGUCGAAGAGGGAGAGGCCCUCCUCCCCUGAGAGAGAGAGAGAGACAGGGAUGGAGGUUCCACAACGAUGAACUAAAGAACGUGAGUACGAAGGACCGAUAAGGAACCUGGCAAUGACUCACCGAUGAGGAGAAAACAUCCCAGCACAGAGACCAGCUGGUCUGCACAUCGUCUGAUCCAGCAGCUUUAAAACCCACAGCCAUCUCAGACUGGAACUGGUUUUUAAAGAAUAUUUUUGGGGGGCAUUUUCUGCUUUCUUUGAUAAAGAGAGAGAGAGGAGAGAGACAGAGACAGGAAAGGCUCCAGGCCGGACCUGGAUUCAGUGGAUCGACUGCUGAGCGAGAAGACGGAGGUCAUUUAUCACAGGAACACGGAACACUCUGAAGAGCAUCGCCUGAAGGCACCGCCAACUGAUUCUAAUCCACCUUAUUCUUAUUCACCUUAUUAUGUGGAAAUGAUUAUGGGUCCAACUUCCGGUGAGGUAGCGGAAAGCAGCAGUGAGCUAGUUAGUCCCAUAGAGGCUAAACCGUAGAGGCUAACCCCCCCCUUAACUAACGUUAAAUUUACAUUCUCUAAAAUGUCCUUGUGGAGCUCUGGUACUUGUGUCUCUGUCCUGUACUAACAACCAGACAGAGCUAAAUCUGUGGCUUCAGCUACAGCGUGUUGAACAUGCAAACUAAAAGGGAUAUUUCUUGUGACCAUCGGAACAGUUUCCAUCGCCGACCUACAGACGAGGAACCCAGAAGAAUGUGGGCUGAGAAGCCUGAACUAGAAGAGACCACCAUUAACCCUUUAAGUUAUGUGAGCUCAGUUCAUUUAGUGGACUGAAAGCCAACGGAGGAAAACCUGUAUCCUACUCUGUGGUUAGGUUAUAAAGAGCAGCGGAGAAGAGAAAUCAGGUCCUUAAAAGGACGGACAGCAGAGCCAGGAGGACAUCAGAGCCAGGAGGACAUCAGAGCCAGGAGGACAUCAGAACCAGGAGGACAUCAGAGCCAGGAGGACAUCAGAGCCAGGAGGACAUCAGAGCCAGGAGGACAUCAGAACCAGGAGGACAUCAGAGCCAGGAGGACAUCAGAACCAGAGGACAUCAGAGCCAGGAGGACAUCAGAACCAGGAGGACAUCAGAACCAGGAGGACAUCAGAGCCUAGGAGGACAUCAGAGCCAGGAGGACAUCAGAGCCAGGAGGACUCAGAACCAGGAGGACAUCAGAGCCAGGAGGACAUCAGCUCUGAUUUGAGUCAGUAACGUAGCUAAAUAUUCUAGUGUAGGUUUUCUGAGGCCACGUCUUCAGGUGGUCCUCCAUCCCUCCACAAGGCAGAGCUCUGAUCACAUGAUCCUGUCUGAGCUGUAACAGCUGGUGUUCACGACGUUUUUACUAGAUUUAUUAAUACAAUCUACGAUUAGCGUAGCGUUACCAUGGAAAACGCUGGUUCAGUGACACGACGCGCCGGAAAGUUGCGCCCAUAAUUCACGCAAGGCAUCAUGGGGGAUAAGAAUAAGGUGGAUAUCAACGCUCUGAAUUUUAGGAUUUAGCACCUUUAACCAUUCAGGUUCCCUCCCUCUUUGUUUUACCUGCCAAAGUUUGUAUAACAUCCUAAACAUUAUACUGCAUCUCCAUCUCUAGAUCUGUUCCUCACACAUGUAAUCCCUCCCUUCCACAUGCUCAUGUGACCUUUGAGUAUCUUCAUCUGGUGACGGGUAACAGGUUUGAACAUGACAUUCCCACCUGCCAACAAAGAGAGAGAAGAAAGCUGUCACUUUAUUGUCUCACCUUAAACUCGUGAAAUGUUCACAGCCCCAAACGUGAUUUAAAAACUGCACUUCAGUGUGAGGUGAUGUCAGCGUGAUGUCACCGUGUGACUGCAGCUCCUCUGCCAUCAGAUAGAGUUUUCAUCGACACCUCCGUCGUAAACGUCCCCACGGGAUGAUUCCUCGAAAGCAAUCCUGCGGGCCGAUGAUGUCAUCCUGCAGAGCUCAGCGCCUCAGAUGGUGCUUUUGAUACUUGAAUGUUGUCCUGCCGGGACGUCUCCAGCGCUCCAGCUCCCGUGUUUAUCAGAGGACAGACGGAGCCAGGAGAGACGUUCUAUCUAGGCUGCAGUGAGUGGAGAGGUCUGCUCAGUGUUUGGAUGAAGGCGCUGAGAGCAGACGGAGGCCCCGGAGGCUUUAAACAGACGGAAUGCAAUAAGUCCACGAAAGGGUGUCUUAUACUGGUGCAUGCUGGGACGUGGCAGACAAGAUCUCAGUAUUGUUCAACAUCUAAUGUGGUUUUCAAAAUCACCAGACUUAAAGCCAUCUUUGAGGAGAAAAGCCUGACCUUGGAAAACAAGAAGGUCUAUUAAGUGUUUCCUGUAUGUCCCAGCCGAUUAGACUGUCAUCAGCUCAUUAAACAGGCGUCAUCAACAGCGAUGCACCGAUACAGCUUUAUAUCAGACCGAGUACAAGUACCUACAUUUGGGAUACUCGCUGAUUCCGAGUACCGAGCUCGCUGCGCCCUCUCUCCCCACCGGGGAGGGACGGGGUUUCCCUGCUCCCCGGUGCGACUGUCGACCGGGCCGGACUGUCCUCAGUGCGCCUCGACCGCGUCGUGCCCCCAGGUAACGACCCCGACGUAAAAGGCGCCAGGGGUCUGCGGCGAUGUCGGCAAACCCACCCGACCCGUCUUGAAACACGGACCAAGGAGUCUAACGCACGCACGAGUCAGAGGGCGCAAGCCGGCAGAGGUGGGAUCCCGGCCCAGCGGGGUGGGGCGCACCACCGGCCCGUUUCGCCCGCACCGUCGGGGAGGUGGAGCGUGAGCGCGUGCAAUAGGACCCGAAAGAUGCUGACGAGAGGUUAACGUCACGCUGCCGGUAAAGUGGUAUCGGAGCCGUUUUGCGAGUACAUGAGCACAGUAUCGGACCCGAUACCCGGUACUGUAUCGCUGCAAUCCCUAGUUGUCAGUCACUAUAAGCAGAUGUGGGUCGAUAGGGGCCUACUAAACCCACUAGUAGGUUUUAUCAUCUAUUCACAUGGUAGAUCACCGAAAGAAGGUACAAAAGAACACGACAGUGACCUCUUGACCUCUUGACACAAAACACGUCUUUCACCCUGGAGACCGGAGUUUGCAUCCCGUCUUAAACCAACAAUGUGUAGUUGUCUUUGUGUUCGUAGUCAAGAUUAGAUAAGAUAUACUUUAUUGUUCCCACAGGGAAAUGUGUCUUGGGCUCCAGGCCACUGGCGUCACACAACACUUAUUUUAAGCCUAAACCUACAGAAGUCUUUUUGUUUGUGUUUAAAACGUGCCGUUUCGUUCAGUUUGACAUGUUAGGACGUGUUGCUUUUUAGUUUCACUUGACUCUUACAUCGUCGUAGGUGUAUUAGGCCCCUACUGACCCACAUGUCUGGUGCGUAUAGCGACUGAUAACGCCUGUUUAAUGGCCUGGUAACAGUGGAAUCGGCGGUAUUUCAUAGCUGUAAAUGAAGCCACUGUUUAGUUUUUAGUGAGCAUGUUAUUAUGUGCUGACAGACUGUGCAACAAACCAUGACGAUGCAAAUACGUGUCUGAGAAGCACCUGGUGAAACGAUCCCACAGUGGGGAGUUAUGAUUUGUAAUUCAUUUCUUGUGUGGCUGUUUUGAAAGCUGUAAUGUGAUUCCACUUGUUCUAAAUAUGUUCUAUACACACUUCCUUUCUUUUCUAUCCGUCCUGACGCAGAUGAGUCGUGACUCGCCCUCGUCAAACUGUCAGCGUGUCUGUAACCUUCGUCUCCUCGUCUGUACUUCCUGCUCCGGUAACAGGAGGUCACAGCAGCCGGCGGUCUGAACUGUAAACGCUGUUUCUCUCUCAUAUCGUUACACUGUGAGGUAACUGUGGACCUCUUCCUGAUCCUCAUCCUCAUGCGGUUUCCAGUAUUUCAUGUGUGGACUCAUGACCCGGGACCAGUGGUUGUGUCUUUCCAGAGCUGGGCAUUGUGCAAUGUUAAACAGUAAUUCACUGAAUGAGACACUUGACUCUGAUGUUUGUAAUUAAGGUACCUUUUAACAUCAAUGUGAAUAGAAAUGAUUCCAAUCCAAUAAAUGAUCCUUUUGUAAUUAAA